Daucus carota subsp. sativus is the source of this 1464-nucleotide messenger RNA. RefSeq lists its product as uncharacterized. The record is from RefSeq and is a predicted model, not a curated record. The transcript has 3 exons. The coding region runs from base 1 to 1464 and encodes 487 amino acids. NCBI's taxonomy places the organism in Eukaryota, Viridiplantae, Streptophyta, Magnoliopsida, Apiales, Apiaceae.
AUGUAUUUUGCUGAUUUAGAACGCUACUCGGUUGCGUUUGGAUACGAUAUUGGUAAUUCAUUGGUAUAUUUUCAGAACGAUGGUCACUCCUUUGAUAAUAAUGUCAGGAUUUUAUAUAAUGAUGAUGAUGGCAUAAAGGAGAUGAUAGAGAUAUAUUUGCAAACAGAAGAUGUUAUUAGAGAAGAGAAAUUGAUGGGUGAAAAGGAGUUGGGUGAUAGUUCCUCUGAGGAUGAUCCAGAUUAUGUUGUAGAGGGCCAAGAUUUUAAGAGUGAUGAGCCUGAGUUUUACACUGAUGGCAGUGAUGGGGAGUUAAUGAAAAUUGUUAAUAAAAGGAGAAUUAGAAAAGCAGCUGAGGCUAACAAAAUAAAUUUUGAAUUAAGGAGAACAAUGAUCAAAGAAAGGGAGAAAAAUAUUGAGGAAGAAGACUACUUGAGUGAUGAACUAAUGUCUUUGUCAUCAUCAAGUGAGGAUGAGGCUGUGAAGAAGGGUUACAUAGGUCCACCACCUGUGAAAAAUUCUAAGAAAAGGAAGCAUUCUUUCUAUAAUCCAAAGAAGAUAACAGAUGGGAUUAAGUUCUCUCCGGGCAUGAGGUUUGGUUCUAUGGAAGAAUUCAGGAAGGCUGUUAUAAACUAUGGAUUAAGUGAGAGAAGGGUCGUUCAAUUUAACACUAAUGAUCCACACAGGGCACAAGUUGUGUGUGAGACCAAAUGUCCCUUCUACAUCUGGUGUAGUAGAAUAAAGGACUCUGAAACGGUGGAGAUAAAAACACUGGUGGUUGAGCAUUUGUGUACAAAACCAUACAACAACAAGCUUGCAUCUGUCAAGCACUUAACAGAAAUUUAUGGUGAGAGGAUAAGGAAAAACCCCACUUGGAAAAUUAAAGAAAUAGUUGAAACAAUUAGACAUGAUCUGGAGAUAGAAUUGUCAAGGAUAAAACUUAUAAGAGUAAGAAAAGCUGCACUAGAAGGUGUUUUCGAGAGUUUGAAGCAACAUUACUCAAGUGUAAGAGAUUUUGGCUACCAAAUUCUGCUCAACAAUCCACAAAACAGGGUUGACAUAAGAACUACAAGAUUAAAUGAAAGUGAUCCUAACAAAUUCAAAAGAAUUUACAUAUGCUAUCAUGCUUUGAAGGAGGGUUGGAAGCAAGGUUGUAGGCCAAUUUUGGGACUAGAUGGGUGUUUCCUUAAGACAGUAUGUGGAGGACAAAUGUUAUCUGCUGUGGGGAGGGACGGAAACAACCAGAUGUAUCCGGUAGCUUAUGCUGUAGUUGAGAGUGAAAAUGCAGACAGCUGGAAGUGGUUUAUUGAUUUGCUAAGGGAUGAUCUGAGCCUUGGGGAUGGAAAGGGUUACACAAUAAUAUCCGAUCAGCAGAAGGGCCCAGAGUUGGCUGUGAAGGAAUAUUUACCGAAAAUUGAACAUAGAAAUUGUUGCAGGCAUCUAUGCACUAACUUCAGGAAUAGGUAA